GGUCCUCGCUGCUCUUGCACUCAAUCGCCUUCCUUCGACGUCUUCUCCCCGAGCGAGAUCACCUACUUCGAUCAGGCCAGGAAGACCAAGACAACCUUGCGUAACAAGCAUCAGAUGCUCUCCAAGUCAAACAAACAUGUCAGGAUCGCGACAGCCGACAGCAUCAACAGCUACCUGCAGGACCUGCUGCUGGCCAACCAGAAGCAGGGGAAGAACGUGGCGAAGCUGAGCACGACGAUCAAGAAGCUGCAGGGAGUGCUGACGGAGAUUGAUCGUGUGGAGAUCCCGGAGCUGGACGAGGAGGAGAAAUCUGUUCCGAUGCAGCUGAAGCUUCAAAGAUCGAGCAAGGUCCUCCCGUCCCAGCAGUCCAUCCGUCUCUCCGUUUCUUCUCUCCUGCAGCAUGUCAAAUCUCCUGCCAAGGUGUCUCACUCGCGCCGCAUAGCGUCUGAGCUGCUCGCCAUCGUGGACGCGCAUCCUGAGGCGAGGGAUCUGAUCGCCGAGAAGCUCUCGAGCUACCAGCAGAGGCUCCAGCUCAGGGCCCAGCAGAAGCUCACGGACGCGGACAGCACUCACUUCCCCCCGACGCGGACGAUCUCGACAACUUCUUGCAGAGUGUCAUCGACGAGCUGGACCGUCAGCAGGUCCCCCAGCUGGACACAGGGGAUGCGGACAAGAAGGAGGGGAAGAAGGAGCGGAAGGAGAUGCUGCUGCCCAUCGAAUUCUCCGACCGCUUCAACCAGGCCCGCGCCAGGUCGCACGGGGAGUUUGUGGACAAGAACGAGUGGGAGAAGCAUCCGUUCGAUGACGUCGGCAACGACCGAGUCUCCAACAAGGACGAAGAUCGCAUGGCCUCCUCCUCCUCCUCCCUCGUCCAUGGCGAGUCAAAAGUCCGAGAGGACGGGCACAUCAACGACCCCUAUGGCUUCCAAGGAAGCGCCCACGCUGAGAUUCCUGUCUCUUCUGCCAACUCUCCUGACACCAAGAACGGAGGCCUCCCUGACGGAUUUCACCUCGGAGUGGGAGCGGCGACGAGCGGCAGCCUCGACAAGGGCUCGAAGCUCUGCGGCCUGGUCAACUGCUACAGCCGCGAGGCGAUUCCUCUCCCUCCCGCCGCCAUCGCGCGAAGAGAAUCUCUCCGACAGACCGUCUCGUCCCAGCAGGCAGCCGAGCUCAAGAGAGCUCAAGUGAACAGUCAGGCAGCCCGUAAGGGUUCAGCUGGGGCCAAGGCGUGGGGCCUCCCACUCCCCUUGUAGAACUUAACGAGAUCUCCUUUGUUACAGAGUAAAUGCGUUUGAUCCUCCUC
Molecule: messenger RNA, 1303 nt
Organism: Guillardia theta CCMP2712
Lineage: Eukaryota; Cryptophyceae; Pyrenomonadales; Geminigeraceae
Exons: 10
Coding region: 115-1188 (357 amino acids)
Source: RefSeq, a predicted model, not a curated record